Messenger RNA from Manihot esculenta (cassava), 2616 nucleotides. Its product is annotated as RING-H2 finger protein ATL47. Bases 963 to 2018 code for a protein of 351 amino acids. The record is from RefSeq and is a predicted model, not a curated record. Lineage: Eukaryota; Viridiplantae; Streptophyta; Magnoliopsida; Malpighiales; Euphorbiaceae. The transcript is spliced from 2 exons.
CAAUUUCUAUGCUCAUGACAAAGUAAACACUGAAUGUGAAGUGGACCAAAACUUGAUAAACCGGUUUGCUAUGAUAAAAAGGGUUGGAACUUGUUGACUAAUAGCGGUUCGAUUCCCAUUCAUAUAUAAACAACUCAUUAAUUCUGCAAAGAAACUACAUUUUAAAUCUAAACGAUGACGAGAAUGACAAAUGGUAGGCGAUGAACAGAAAUGGAGGAAAUUUAAAGCGUUAGGAAAAAUAAAGAUAAAUUGAAUUUUUGCAAUAUUAUUAUUUUUUUCUCUUAUUAGAUCACUUUCCACAAAAGAAUUUAAACCAAGUCCCGUUUAUAUUAUAUUUUUAGAGGACAGUUUUGCCCUUAGCUUCAUUUGGAGUUGCGCAAUGCAAAUUUGGAGGCUACUGUAGUGGCGUUACGCUUAGACCCUCGUGUCUCUCCAGAAUCUUUCCUUCCAGCAUAAAGGAAAUUCACCCCUCAAGCAAGAUAGUACCUUUGCUCUUUAUUAGGGUUAUUUCUCCAUCUCUCUCUCACUCUCUGCAAAAACCUCUGUCCAAGGCUAGAGCUUGAGUGAUACACUAAUCCACUGAAUAUCAUGGGCUCCAUUAAUGGCAGAUGUUUUCAAGGACUGAGGUAGGUAAACGACAACUAUCUGACAUCUUCAAAGCAUUGAGAGGCCUUUCUUUAUUUCCAUCCAUUUUUAAUUGUAAGGGCAAUGUCUUGGUUUUCAAUUUCAUGCGAAAUCAAGAGAAAAAAUUUGGUAUUUCUUUUAGCUGCAAUAUCUCCUGCUCAAGCAAACCAUUUAGAUGCUGAGUUUUGUGCAAGUUCAAGGAAUAAUGCGUAUCAUGCUUGUUUUCCUCUUUAUAUGAGUUGGGUUUGAUCUUAAGGAGACUGCAUAUUGGUGAUUAGUCCGUUUAAUCCGAGAACCUCUGUGAUAUCGAUGGUGUUUUGAUAUGGUGAUUCACUAAAAUGUCUUGGAUUCAGUCUCAAAUCUUUCCCAAAGGUGGUCACUUGUUUCACCCUUCUCGCUCUUUGCUUUCACCCUCCUCGUUAUCUCCUUCUUCUUCAUAUUCUCCUUCAUUGCCAUAUAAUAGCGAUCACCAGAAACAAUCUUCUUCCGGUAACAAAAUAAGCCCGGCUAUAAUUUUUAUCAUAGUUAUUAUAGCUGUCAUAUUUUUCAUUUCUGGCCUUCUCCACUUGCUUGUUAGAUUUCUCAUAAAGCAUAGAUCUUCUUCUUCAGUGUCUGAAUCCAACAGAUACCCAGAAAUGUCCGAGUCCGAUGCUUUCCGAAGACAGCUACAUCAACUCUUCCAUCUUCAUGAUUCUGGCCUAGAUCAAGCUUUUAUUGAUGCAUUGCCUGUGUUUCUUUACAAGGACAUUAUGGGUCUGAAAGAGCCAUUUGAUUGUGCGGUUUGUCUUUGUGAAUUCUCAGGGAAGGACCAGUUGAGAUUGCUUCCCGUAUGUAGCCAUGCUUUCCACAUAGAUUGCAUAGAUACAUGGUUACUAUCUAAUUCGACUUGUCCCCUUUGUAGAGGGACCCUUUAUGCAACCGGACUUCCCUUCGAAAACCCUGUUUUUGAUUUUGAAGAACCAACGGAAUAUGAGUUCACAAGCACCGCGGGCAGUGGGACAUCCAUUGGCCAAAAGCCAGCAGAGAAUGAGAGGAGCAAUUCAAAAAGGGUGUUUUCUGUUAGACUAGGCAAGCUUAAAUGCUCAUCCAGCGAAACAGCGGAGAAAGGAGAGGGAGAGACCAGUAGCAGUAAUUUGGAUGCAAGGAGAUGCUAUUCAAUGGGGUCAUAUCAGUAUGUGGUUGCUGAUUUGGAUUUGCAAGUAUCUUUGUGCCCUGGUAGAGGUGCAGAUCCUGGUAGCGUCCAGAUUGUGAAGGGAAGAAAUGGACAAAAUGAGAAUUCAUCAAUUGAUGGGGAUGUUGAGGGGAAGAAGAUUAACAUUAUAAGUAAAGGAGAAAGCUUUUCUGUGUCAAAGAUAUGGCAGUGGUCUAGGAAAGAGAAAUUCCUCUCAAAUUAGGACAAGGCUGAGAAAAUGCCUUCUCUUUUAGCUGAACUAUGUGCCUCAUGCUCCUGCAUACAAAAGAAGAAUUUUCCAAAAUGUUUGAUUGUAAAUCACAAAGCUGUGAGCUUUGAAAGGGUUAUAUUCCAUUUUUCCCGCUGAGAGGGUGGGUGGCUACCUACAUGAGAUGCCUUUGGGAAAAGGGUUACAGCAUAGUCAAGUCGCAAGUUGCUUUUUAGAGGGUAUCAGAUUUCUCUGGGAGUCUCUUUUGGCCAAAAACAAAUUCAUUCAUUCUUCUUCUGGGGUGGAUUGAUGUUGGUGGGAUCCGUGAAAAGCGGUUUGAGGGACGCUUGUGAGGAGGAGCCAUAAUAAUUUGGACCUCUGACAUGACGUGUGGGGAGUAGGGUCCCCCCUCUCCCUCUCCUCCUCCCCUAUCUGCUUGAUAGUUUGAUCCCAUGCGCCCCUCAUCAAAUGAAGCUAUUAAAGAAACGAACAAAAGUAAAGUGCUUCCCUGUCCCACCCUCUCCUCGUGGAGAAAUAACAUACUACGAUUUUUAUUUCAUGUAAGAUUAAUGCAUAAGUGGACAUUCAAAUAAAACAUUUCUAUUGUUUAUUC